Molecule: messenger RNA, 711 nt
Organism: Medicago truncatula (barrel medic)
Lineage: Eukaryota; Viridiplantae; Streptophyta; Magnoliopsida; Fabales; Fabaceae
Product: EPIDERMAL PATTERNING FACTOR-like protein 8
Exons: 2
Coding region: 280-615 (111 amino acids)
Biological process (GO): guard cell differentiation; stomatal complex development
Source: RefSeq, a predicted model, not a curated record
GUCUAUUCUCCAAAUUCCCAAAAAGACGAAUUAAUCACACAUUUUCACUGUGUGUGAAUUUCAUUUUUCAUUGGUGAAAACAAGCUAUGGAAUCAGAACACUGUCUCUCACACAGGAAACAUAUCUCUCCACAUUGUCAUUUAAAAUCUCUUCAUUUCCAUCACAACACAUUUCAUCUUACACACAUCCAUCCCUUUCACUGCUUCUAACAUUUCUUCAUUAUUUUCUCAAACACCUCUUCACUGUUACUUACUUGCAUCAAUCCUAAUUCUCUCAUUGAUGGCUCCACCUGCUAGAUCCUAUCAUCUACAUGGACUCAAACUUGCAACAAUAAUCACUGUGCUUUUCAUCUUUUUCUUCUGCAUGCUAUUUUCCAAAUCAGGUGGAUCAUUGGUGUUGGAGAGAAAUGAUAGCUUGCAAGACAGAAAAAUGGUGAUAGGGUCAAAGCCUCCUGCUUGUUUAAAUAAGUGCAUGAAUUGUAGGCCUUGUAUAGCAACUUUGGUUGUUUCACAAAAACGAAAGAGUUACAAAGUGUUAUCUCGUGGGGAUGAUAAUGAUACUUAUUACCUUCUAGCAUGGAAAUGUAGAUGUGGGAAUAAGGUGUUUCAACCUUAAUUGAUUAUUGCUAGCAUCACUAUUUGUCACCAUUAAUUAUUAUUCCUACAUAUAUAUUUAGUAGAGGGUGAGGAUAAAAUUGUUUUUUCAGGUCUA